Messenger RNA from Moneuplotes crassus, 1104 nucleotides. Lineage: Eukaryota; Ciliophora; Spirotrichea; Euplotida; Euplotidae. The record is from the annotation of a GenBank genome assembly.
GUCUGCAAAUACCAAAUAAAUAAAUUUAAUUUAAAAUGUCAGGGGUGGGAAACCACACUCAUAUCUUCAAGGAAUUAUUUGCAGAGAUGCUGGCAAAUAACGGAAGAUUUAACAUGCUCCCUCAGGAGAAAAGACAGGCAUUCACAGCAUAUGUCUAUACCUCAGUGCCUAAAUUCUUUGUUUCUGAUGGUAACCACUAUGUCACGACUUAUUUUACAAAGUCAUGUGUCGCGGAUUUUAAGAAGAAGUAUCCAAAGAUUGGCUUAACUGAUCUCCAUGGUAAAUUUGUGACUAUUACUUCUUGGUCACUGAACCUGAUAGAUGUGGACUCAGAGAACAACCCUUUGUCUUACUUGAACAUGGAAAUCCAGUUAGUGAUUAAGGAACUGAAGCCUAAUUUCACCUCCAAAAUGACAUGCAACAGCUUCUUACUGAAUAUCUAUAAGGACAACGAUAUGAAGCUGGACUUUGCCAUCUACAAGCAUUUCAAGAGUAAAGAGACUGCUGCAGCAAAUUUUGAUCAAGAGCUUCCUGAGUUUGAAGAUCUGGAGGAAUCAAAAAGGACAACCACGAGACAUAACAAGUGGAGGCUCGAACAGGAGAAGCUUUCUCCUCCUUUUGAGGAUAUCUAUGAUUACGACGAGCUUGUCAAGAAGGAGAUUCCUGAACUCUCCACUAUACAUAAAGAAGAAGUCAUUGAAUAUAUGAAGAACGAGUAUUCUUCCCAGUACGCUGGCUCAAAGAACAAGAUGGAGAGCAAGCAGAGGUUAAAGGAAGAACCUCCCUUGAGACUUCAAACUCCUGAUGAUAUCAAGAAGGCAAUUGAGAACAUCAUCAAAUUCCAGAAGAAGCCAGAAGAAAAGUGUGUUAAAGCUGUUAAAACUACAAAAAUGGAAGCUCCUGCUCCUGUGCAGAUUAAAUCUGAAACUAAACCUUCUAGAAAGAAGCCGAUGACUAUCACUAAGUUUCAAGAGUACAUCGGAUGGUAUGAAAAGCAGUCUAACUCAGGAAAGUUUUCUUCCAUGUCGAAAGGAAGCCUGAAGAAGCCUACACCUGCACUUGGAAGAAGAUAAAGCCCUAUUCUCUUGCUCAAUUAAAAGUAUU